UAGACUUGCGCUGGGGAAAGACAUAGUACAGUGGAGGAGCGUCUCCAUUCUGCACCUAAUAGGGAAAGACCGGAGCAGUGAGCAUGGCGGUCGAGGAGGAAGGGCUCCGAGUUUUUCAGAGCGUCAAAAUAAAAAUAGGCGAGGCCAAAAAUAUCCCACCAUACCCUGGUCCCAAUCGGAUGAGGGAUUGCUACUGCACUGUUAACUUGGACCAGGAAGAAGUCUUCAGGACCAAGAUCGUUGAGAAAUCAUUAUGUCCCUUCUACGGAGAAGACUUCUAUUGUGAAAUCCCUCGUAGCUUUCGCCACCUCUCCUUCUACAUCUUUGACAGGGACGUGUUCAGGAGGGACUCCAGCAUCGGUAAGGUUGCGGUGAAGAAAGAGGAUCUACAGAAAUACCAUGGUAAAGACACGUGGUUCCCACUGCAACCUGUCAGCGCUGACUCGGAAGUGCAGGGGAAGGUCCACCUGGAGCUGCGCCUGAGUGAGGUCAUCACUGACAGCGGAGUUGUCUGCCACAAGCUGGCAACACGCGUGUUAGAGUGCCAAGGUCUGCCCAUCGUCAACGGCCAGUGCGACCCUUACGCUGCCGUCUGCCUGCUGGGUCCUUCCAGGUCGGAUGCCAAGAAGACCAAAGUGAAAAGGAAAACAAACAACCCGCAGUUUGAUGAAGUCUUCUAUUUCGAGGUCACCAGGCCGCUAAGUCACACCAAAAGACAGUUUGAUGUCGAAGAAGAGGACGUGGACAAGCUAGCACUCAGGGUGGAUCUGUGGAAUGCCAGUAAUCUGAAGUUCGGUGAUGAGUUUCUGGGAGGGGUACGGGUACCGCUGAGAGCUCUGGGCCAGUCGGGCAUUCACGACGCAUGGUACUUUCUGCAGCCCAGAGAGAAUGGGAAUAAGUCAGUGAAGGCUGAUGAGUUGGGUUCUCUGCGGCUCAACAUUGUUUACACUGAGGACCAUGUCUUCCCCUCAGAGCACUACACCCCUCUGAGAGAACUGCUCCUCCAGUCUGCACAUGCAGAGCCCGUUUCAGCAUCAGCGGCCCACAUUCUUGGUGAGGUGUGUCGGGAGAAGCAAGAGGCGGCGGUGCCGCUUGUGCGUCUGUUCCUGCAUUACGGCAAAAUCGUGCCUUUCAUCAGUGCCAUCGCUAACGCCGAGGUCAACCGCACACAGGACCCCAACACCAUAUUCAGAGGGAACUCACUGACAUCAAAGUGCAUCGAUGAGACCAUGAAGCUUGCAGGGAUGCACUACCUGCAAGUCACACUGAAACCCAUUAUAGAUGAGAUCUGCACUGAUCACAAGCCCUGUGAAAUCGACCCAGUGAAGCUGAAGGAGUCAGAAAAUCUGGAGACCAAUAGGGAGAACCUGCGACAUUACGUGGACCGCAUCUUCAACGUCAUCACCAGCUCGGGCGUCAGCUGUCCCACUGUCAUGUGCGACAUCUUCUUCUCGCUCCGAGAAUCCGCUGCCACGCGUUUCCAAGUGGACCAGGACGUGAGGUACACAGCCGUCAGCAGCUUUAUUUUCCUGCGGUUCUUUGCUCCGGCCAUCCUGUCGCCCAACCUGUUCCAGCUCCGACCGCACCAUCCGGACCCCUGCACAUCUCGCACCCUCACCCUCAUCUCCAAGACCAUCCAGACCCUGGGAAGCCUCGCUAAGUCCAAAUCUGCCAACUUCAAAGAGUCUUACAUGGCGGCAUUUUACGAUUACUUCAACGAGCAAAAAUACGCAGACGCCGUGAAAAAUUUUCUGGACCUGAUCUCGUCCUCAGGAAGAUGGGACCAAAAGAGCAUCGAAACACCAAUCAUGCUGAAGGAAGGAUUCAUGAUCAAAAGGGCCCAGGGGAGGAAGCGAUUUGGCAUGAAGAACUUUAAGAAGAGGUGGUUCCGUCUCACCAACCACGAGUUCACCUACCACAAAACCAAAGUUAACUUACUGUUGCCAUACCUUUUGUGUCCAGGAGAGGCCGCCCUCUGUAGCAUUCCCAUAGAGAAUAUUCUAGCUGUGGAGCGACUGGAGGAGGAGUCUUUCAAGAUGAAAAAUAUGUUCCAGGUUAUCCAACCGGAGAGGGCCCUCUACAUCCAGGCCAAUAACUGCGUGGAGGCUCGCGACUGGAUCGACAUCCUCACCAAAGUCAGCCAGUGCAACCGCAAACGCCUGAGCACCUACCACCCGUCUGCCUACCUCAACGGCCACUGGCUGUGCUGCAAGCUGUCUGCGGACACCGCCCCGGGCUGCACGCCAUGCACAGGUGGGCUGCCAGCCAACAUACAGCUGGACGUAGAUGGAGACAGAGAAACGGAGAGAAUCUACUCCUUGUUCAGCACGUAUAUGUCCAAACUGGUCAAAAUGCAAGAGGCGUGUGGCAGUAAAUCAGUGUACGACGGACCUGAACAGGAGGAGUACUCCAGUUUCAUCAUCGACGACCCUCAGGAGACGUAUAAAACCCUGAAGCUGAUUGUCUCGGCUGUGCAGACGCUGGAGCAGCAGCACACGCAGUACAAACGAGACAAAUUCAGGAAGACCAAAUACGGCAGCCAGGAGCAUCCAAUUGGUGACAAAAGCUUCCAGUGCUACAUCAGACAACAGUCGGAGAGCUCCACCUACUCCAUCUGAGUCUGCUGCGCUUACUAUGACGUUCUUCUUUCUCUGCUGAGGCACAGGCAACGCAUCACAGUGGGUUUCCAUGACGACUGAUGCACAUCCCUCCGAGGCAGACACACACUGGGCCCUGAUUGACAGGGAAGCAGGGAGAGAGAA
Chanos chanos (milkfish) is the source of this 2762-nucleotide messenger RNA. It is a transcript of the gene rasa3, whose product is annotated as RAS p21 protein activator 3. The coding region runs from base 84 to 2618 and encodes 844 amino acids. The record is from RefSeq and is a predicted model, not a curated record. Lineage: Eukaryota; Metazoa; Chordata; Actinopteri; Gonorynchiformes; Chanidae. The transcript has 23 exons. Gene Ontology annotation, biological process: negative regulation of Ras protein signal transduction; regulation of GTPase activity; intracellular signal transduction. Gene Ontology annotation, molecular function: GTPase activator activity.